UGUUCUUUCAUCUAUACCACUCAACCGUUGUCACUCUUGUCCCUAUAAUGGUUCUUGAUUUCUUGCUUCCUUCGCCACCAAAGUCUUGGUCGGCUGAUAAGACCUCAGUCUUUCACGCCAAGAUCACUGCUCCCACAAAGGCCAGCAUUCAGCCUGUGGGUCGCCACUUCCUUGCUCAUGCACGCCGCCACAUUCACUCACGUACCUUCUCCGAGGAUGAAAAGGUCAUUUCUGAAGCCGAGGCGGCUGCAAAGACUGCUGCUGAGAAUGAGCAGGACGAUGCUGAUUUGGGCGAUGAGCCUGAGGAUCCUGCCAUGCUCCGUCGUGAUCCUAAAGACUGGAAGGAUCAAGACCAGUAUGCUGUCUUGGGUCUCUCACACUUGCGCUACAAAGCCACUGAGGACCAGAUCCGUCGUGCUCACCGCAGGAAGGUUCUUCGCCACCAUCCCGAUAAAAAAGCUGCUCAUGGCGGUCUUCAUGACGAUGGUUUCUUCAAAUGUAUCCAGAAAGCUUUUGAGACACUCAUGGACCCUGUGAAGCGUCGUCAGUGGGACUCUGUUGAUCCUAAUGUCCCCGAUUCUGUACCAAACCCCAAGAGCAAGCUCGAUUUCUAUAAAGCCUGGGGACCGGUCUUUGAGCGUGAAGCUCGUUUCUCUAAUAUCCAUCCUGUUCCUAUGUUAGGCAAUGAGGAAUCGACUAAGGAGGAAGUGGAGUCCUUUUAUAAUUUCUGGUACAAGUUUGAUUCGUGGAGAUCCUUUGAGUGGAUGGACAAAGAGGAUGGCGAGGGUCACGACUCACGUGAUGAUAAACGCUAUUUUGAAAAGAAGAACAAGGCUGAGCGUGCAAAGUUGAAGAAAGAAGAUAAUGCUCGUCUGCGUGAGAUUGUUGACCAGGCCUUUGCACUUGACCCUCGUAUCAAGACCUUUAAGGAGCAGGCAAGCAAGCAGCGUAAUGCUAAGCGUCGCGAGAAGGAGGAGGCAGAGAAGAAGGCUGCUGAGGAGGCUGCUGCUGCUGCUGCUGCUGCUGAGGCUGCCCGUGUUGCUGCUGAGGAGGCAGAGAAGGCUUCCCGUGAGGAUGCCAAGAAAAACAAAGAAUUGCUGAAGCGUGCUGUCCGCAAAGAGAAGAAGAACUUGAAGGCAUUGAUCAAGGAUAACAACUACUUCCUACCAGCAAGUGAACCAGCCACUCCUGAACAGGUUGAACAGCAAUUAGAGAGGUUGGAUGCUCUUUUAGACGGAGCCAAGGGCUUGGAUCAGCUUGAGGCAGUUCGCAAGACUUUGGAGGACGGUGUUAAAAAUGGUAACAUUGUCGAAGUCUUCAAGAAUGAGGUUGCCAAGCGUUCGGCUUAGAAAAACAAAAUAAAAUAAAUAAUUAGCCGUCAAUUCAUCCU
This is a messenger RNA of Lobosporangium transversale, 1390 nucleotides long. Its product is annotated as DnaJ domain-containing protein. Lineage: Eukaryota; Fungi; Mortierellomycota; Mortierellomycetes; Mortierellales; Mortierellaceae. The transcript has a single exon. Gene Ontology annotation, molecular function: ribosome binding; Hsp70 protein binding. Gene Ontology annotation, biological process: 'de novo' cotranslational protein folding; regulation of translational fidelity. Gene Ontology annotation, cellular component: cytosol. The record is from RefSeq and is a predicted model, not a curated record. Bases 48 to 1349 code for a protein of 433 amino acids.